Messenger RNA from Zeugodacus cucurbitae (melon fly), 1295 nucleotides. It is a transcript of the gene Kaz, whose product is annotated as E3 ubiquitin-protein transferase MAEA. The transcript is spliced from 7 exons. Gene Ontology annotation, cellular component: nucleus; GID complex; cytoplasm. The record is from RefSeq and is a predicted model, not a curated record. NCBI's taxonomy places the organism in Eukaryota, Metazoa, Arthropoda, Insecta, Diptera, Tephritidae. The coding region runs from base 72 to 1262 and encodes 396 amino acids. Gene Ontology annotation, molecular function: ubiquitin protein ligase activity; protein binding. Gene Ontology annotation, biological process: proteasome-mediated ubiquitin-dependent protein catabolic process.
UGUCGACGUGCCCAAUUAUCAAUGAAAUAGGAUAGUGAAUAUGUAUGAUGUUAUUAUAUUGAAAUAAAACAAUGGCAGAGGUAAAAUCUAUGGAACAUUCAACACUUAAAGUUCCAUAUGAAGUUUUAAACAAAAAAUUUCGAAUUGCGCAGAAAAAUCUUGAUCGAGAAUUGGACCAAGUACAAAAUUCUUCAAGGGAUGUUGAACAAAUUAUUACAAGUACUAAACUGUUUCCAACAGUUGAUGAAGUCGGAGCGCUAGUUGGGAACGUUGUGGAUCGUAUCCAAAUAUUAAAGAGAAAAGCAGAGGAAAGUUUAUUGGAUGAAUUAAAUGCUGGAUUAGUGUGCAAGCGUAAGAUACAACAUUUGAAGGUUGUAGUUCCGCCAGAUUCUGAUCUGGGCUACGAUGCAUGGCAGGCGUCAAUAGACCAGUGGAAACGAAUUCGAAUGGAUCGCAUUGUAAUAGAACAUCUACUCAGGAGGGGAUAUUAUGAAACUGCAGAGUGCCUUGCAAGGAAGUCUGAUAUUCGAAGUCUUACUAAUCUUGAUAUUUUUCAAACAUCCAGAGAAGUAGAAGAGGAUCUCUUGAAACAUAAAACAUUAAAAUGUGUUUUGUGGUGCAUGGACAAUAAAUCCAAACUUCGAAAAAUAAAUUCUAACAUGGAAUUCAGUUUACGCGUGCAAGAAUUUAUUGAACUAGUUCGCAUUGAUAACCGAGUUGAAGCAGUUAAAUACGCAAGGAGGUAUUUUCAGAGUUUUGAAAAAACGCAGCUAAAGGAAAUUUGCAAGUGCAUGGCUUUAUUGGCGUAUCAUCCGAGCACAGAUACCGAGCCAUAUAAAACAUUAUUCAGUGAAGGACGUUGGAAAGACCUCGUUUUAAACUUUCGAAAUGAAAACUACCGUUUAUUUCAAUUAUCAACUCAGUCUUUACUCAGUGUUGCAAUACAAGCUGGAUUAUCAUCUUUAAAAACACCACAAUGUUAUUCUCCAAACUGUAAAAACCCUCAUUGCCCUGUAUGUCAAGAGGAUUUCAAUCAAAUAGCUAGGAAUUUGCCAUAUUCACACUGUGUACAGAGCCGCCUAAUUUGCAGAGUUACUGGUCUUCCUUUGAAUGAACAUAACUUACCCAUGAUGUUGCCAAACGGUCAAAUAUUCGGGCAGUUGGCUGUACCUGAAAUAACUCGAGAAGACGGUGCUGUGGUUUGCCCUAUUACAAAUACAAAAUUCUCGAAUCCAAAGGUGGAAAAGGUUUUUGUAAUGUGAAAAAUACAAUCUGUUUCAAUUUAAAGAUUUCAA